CAGGUGCCGACUUAUCCACGUCAGUUUGGUUCUUUGUAGCCUUUGCAAGACUGUCGAUAACAGUUUAUAAUAGUUAACAGUCUUCAUAAAGACAAUCACUUACUGGACAUAAUGUCAAUGCUGGAUUCUGAUGACAGUUACGAUUUCGUCUUCAAAAUAGUUUUAGUUGGCGAUGUCGGUGUUGGUAAAACUUGUGUUGUUCAGCGUUUUAAGACGGGCAUAUUUAUCGAAAGGCAGGGAAACACGAUCGGAGUGGAUUUUACCAUGAAAACAAUGGAAAUUCAGGGUAAAAGAGUAAAGGUUGGUUCGCUGGCGGUGAUAACCAUUUUUUUUCCCGUCAUUUAUGCUGUUGAGCUGCAGAUCUGGGAUACAGCUGGACAGGAGAGGUUUCGAACCAUCACUCAGAGCUAUUACCGCAGUACCAAUGGCGCCAUCAUCACCUAUGACAUCACCAAGAAGGCCUCUUUUAUGUCUGUGCCCAAGUGGAUGGAAGAUGUCAAGAAAUACGGUGGCUCUAACAUUGCUCCCCUUUUAAUAGGUAAUAAAUCAGACCUGACUGACCAGCGUGACGUUUCCUUUGAGGAGGCUCAGACUAUGGCUCGCCAGUUGGACUUCAUGAGUGUCAUUGAAACAUCCGCCAAGGACUCUAGCAAUGUGGAUGAAGCGUUUAACAAAAUGGCGAGUGAGCUAAUGUUGAGACAUGGUGGGCCCAUGUUCAACGACAGUGCAUCCGACAGCUUCAAACUGAACAGCAAAGAUGUAAUCAGUGAGGGCUGGGGUUGUGGUUGUUGAUAUCUGCCUUUUUGUUUCCAGCCAGUAGUGUUAACAUUGCUAGCACUGCAGGGCAGCAUGAGACUCCAAUGGUAUGAACUGCAGUCCAAUUGUCAAAUGAUUGAUAUCACUUGAGCCACUCAAUUUUUCAGGGACCAGCAGAUGACUAUAUCAUACAUGGAAGUGACUGUGUUUUAAGAUAGAGGAAUCACAGAGAAUGGUUCAGACUGCACACAGUGCACUCUGGUUUGUGGUCACUUUUUAUAGGAGCUUUGAAGUUCUCUGGUUGUAAUGAGGGAUUAGGUUUAGACUCAGUAUGCGUGAAUGGUUAGAUGGGGACCAGCCUAAAAUUCUUAUCCACUCAUUAAAUAGCUAGCGAAAUAGAUAGCUGAAGCUCAGCUAGCUUCUUAUAUUUUCCAUAUCUUAAUCUUCUAAACUUUAAAUAAAUGCACUCUUUUUGUUGAUUGUGUGUGAAGUGUGAAAGAGAGGACAAUAUUCUCCCAUGCCAGAGUUUACCAAAGGUAACAUAUACAAGAUGCAUUUAACAGAAUAUAUAACUGUUUAAAACUGCAGCUGUUACUGAGGGACACCUAUUAGUCUUUGUAUUAUCACAUGAUGCCAUCAAGGCAGAUACUCUGCAGUGCAGAAGUUAGCAAGCUUUGUGUCUUGGCCAUGAACUGGAAACCUAUUGAGCCUGCAGCAUUUAAGAUGACCAAGAUGAGUAUAAUAACUCAUUGGCCAGUGUCCUCUCAGAGCUGGGACCACUUCUUACCAUAUAAACUACUGCCAAGAAAUUAUGUAUUUUAUAUGAAUUCUAGAUUCUACCAUGUUAUAGACAUAGAAUUUUAAAAAUGUAAAUACAUUUGAGGGCAUUUUCAAUAAGGUUGCAACUGUAUGUUUUGAUUGUCAGACCUCCAAAUCAAGUCAAUCAAGACCAUGAAUUUUACCAUCCACUGCCAUGAGACAAAAGUCCUGUUGGGAAUGUAAACAUAUAAGAACAAUAUUGUGCAAAACCUCUAUCAUUUAAAAUAAUAGGACAAUUUCUAUAUUGUGUGCAUUUCUAACCAUAUUUAUGUUUUGUUCAUUAUUCCUUGGGGUGCACAUUAUUUAUAUUUUUAAAAUUUUGUGUUCUCUCAAAACCUUGCUGAAAUGGAAUUUAAAUUGGAAGCUUGGUACAGAUGCAUUAGCAAGUCAAAGACUGCAUCUCAACCCAAUCGUAGUCACAUAUCUUUACUGUUUAUCUACAUGCUGUUUAAUUUACCUGAAUUAAGUUUAGAGGUUCAGUUUAGAAGGUCUUUAAUAUUUCACAGAUGGAAGUAUCAUUUUUGUAAAAUUAUUUAUACUCAGUAUAAAAGGGAAAGCAAUACUAGUUAGUUGCAGAUCACUUUCAUUUCAUUUUUUUCCAUUUCUAAGAAUUUUUUUUAUUUUUAUCAUUUGAUGUACAUUUUUCUUAUUAAGUUUAUUGGUGAAUUAGGGCAGUACAGAUGUUUUUAUUUACUUGAAAGUGAAUCAAAUUAAAACUUCAUGAGUUAGAAUUUAGUGCCUUUUAAUACAGUUUUGAUACUGUUAGAAUUACGACAUGCUAAUGUUUUUCUAGGUAUAAGACCUUAUGGUAUCUACAAAAAUAUAACUAUGCAUUUCACCAUCAGCCAAUUAAAGGUUCUUCUAUAAUGAUGUUUGUAAUCUAUGUAGGAAUAGUAAUUUAAUACUUUCAAUUACAUGUUCAUAUUGAAUAAAUUCUAAUUGUAUUAUUUUGUAAAUAAAACGUUAUUGGAACAUGAAUAGUGAUUUAAUGAAAUUUGGACUAUUCUACAACUUUGCUUUUUUUCCAGUAGUUGUUUUGAAUACAUUUAAAUAUAUAUUUUUCUGAAUUUUCCUGUUCUGUUGAAUCUAUGUAAACCUUAAUAUUUUCUCUGUAAAUAUGUCUGAACUAUAGCAAUUUAACACAAAGCUAUGGCAUGAAGUAGUCAUUUAAUCAAUUUUCCAUGUGAUUGCAGUGAAAUGUAUGAAACUUCUGUAUAGUAUGACUUAUGAGCACAACACAUUAAUAUAGCGACUUUUGCUUUCA
Messenger RNA from Electrophorus electricus (electric eel), 2839 nucleotides. RefSeq names its product RAB43, member RAS oncogene family (gene rab43). NCBI's taxonomy places the organism in Eukaryota, Metazoa, Chordata, Actinopteri, Gymnotiformes, Gymnotidae. Gene Ontology annotation, molecular function: GTPase activity; GTP binding. The record is from RefSeq and is a predicted model, not a curated record.